Molecule: messenger RNA, 1479 nt
Organism: Branchiostoma belcheri (Belcher's lancelet)
Lineage: Eukaryota; Metazoa; Chordata; Leptocardii; Amphioxiformes; Branchiostomatidae
Product: geminin-like
Exons: 8
Coding region: 60-935 (291 amino acids)
Biological process (GO): negative regulation of DNA replication; negative regulation of cell cycle
Cellular component (GO): nucleus
Source: RefSeq, a predicted model, not a curated record
CGUGGUGCAUUGUAGGUAUUUUUUUCACCACGUGACUUUAGUGUGGUGGGAAACUCGAAAUGGCGUCGGUGGUGCAGAACUCGCGUCUCUCUGCAGAAAACUCGAUUUUCUCGUCUUCCAGGACCCUGAGAGAGAGCAGCAGCAGCAGUGGUUCCAGUGACAGUGAAGAGAGAAACACCCUGUUAACAACCAUGUUAGCAGCACAGAAGACGGCAUCACCUCAGCAGCACAAGCGCAGGAAAGUCAAAUCAUUCAAGGACAGGUCAAAAAUGUCAGUUGCAUCUCCGAAGAGAAAGAAACUUCAGACUCUCCAGCUUACAGCCAAACCUGGUGAACUGGCUGGGAACAACACCAUUCUCAGGUUCCUGGACAAGAAAAGCACCAAGAGGAAAAGCUGCUCGGACGGAGAGCGGAACAAGCCAGUCAAACUUCCUCGGGCUGACUUGACGUCACGCACAACUACCACAGCUCCCGUGAUCUACAACGAUCAAGACUCGUCAUCAAACGACAGCAGCAGCUGUGAUGAUAGCAAGUCUCUGGCACAGGAGGCACUGGACAUCAUGAAGAAUGAGCCUACUUCUGAGUCCUACUGGCAGGAUGUGGCAGAAGAGAGGAGACUGGCACUAGUAGACACACUCAAGGAAAAUGAAGAACUUCACCAACAACUGGAAGAGAAAAAAGCCGUGAUCAAGGAAAAGGAGGGAGUGAUCAAGGAAAAGGAGGCAGUGAUACAGGAUCUGACAGAAGAGAAUGAAACUCUGAGGGAGAUGGCUAAACAGACUGAGGACAUUCUGUCUAUCUUGAAGCCAAUAACUGAAGAUGAGGAGAACCAAGGGUGUGAAGACAAGAUAGUGGAAGCUGCUUCAUCAUCAUCAUCAUCCCGCACACAGGAAGAAGGACCCACGUCAUCUCAAGAAGGACCAGACAGCAGCUGAUGUACUUCACAUGAAAUUUUGUUAAGACCUGUAAAAUGUUCUGUAAUUGAUUGGUUAUUUAAGUGUUUCCUUUCUCUGUAUCCUGUAUAUAGUUUGUGAUACUGCAAGUUUUAGCUUUAGGAAUAGACCAAGGUUGGACAAGUUUUCAAAAAAGUACAUGGUCCAAAUCAACUUUAACAAAAUUUAAUGUCACAUUUUUUUUUACUUGCUGUACAGACUUUUUUAGUUCCAACUUCAUAACAUGUACUUAAAGUAUACCUGUAGAUAAUAAAACAGGAAUUUUUUGGCACUGUGCACUGAACUCUUAUAUGUUUUCUGCACCUCGAAUACAGGACUGCUCUCUAGUGUGAGAUUGCAUGUGUGGAAUUUUAGAUGCAUUCUAUACUGGAGAAAGCAACGAAAUUUUGUGAAACAGUUGUUUGCAAAGGCCUUGUUCAACACAUGUAAAAAGCUGCUAAGUGCCCAAAGACAAAGUCGACGGGCACAUGUUUUAUGUGUAUUAUUUUUGUCCAUUUAUCAAAUAAAAUGUGUCCCUUCUUGACAA